AUCUAAAAGCAAAGGGCCGUCUUAUCACAGUGCAGAGGUAGUCAGGCUGAAUUUGUUUGUUUUUCCACCCAUUAUCUGCAUGGGACAGUAGAUCCAAACAGCAGGAUUACUGAGAACAUGUGAGCUGAAAGUGUAACUAGCAGCGUUUGGUCCCCUCGUCACCUGCUAGUUUUUAUGGGGUCAACAGGUUUUUGAAUGUCUGCGCAUGAAGCUGCUGGUAAUGCAACGAAAGUUGGUGACCUGUGCCCGGUGAUUGCACUGAUUUCAUGAGAUCUACUCCUUCAUCUGGGGGAGAAGAGUCCUGUGUCCACCAGGCUGCUACGGUCAUAAAUGGAAGAAGAGAGGAGGACAGGCUGGACAGGCGGAAAGUUGUCCACUUCCUGCGGGAAGCAGAGAAGAACAAGAGGCAGAUUGAAAAACUGGAGAAAGAGAGGACCCUGAUCGCUCUGUGCAGAAAGAACAACUGGACAGAUGUGACUGAGGAACUAGAGGAAUGUGAAAAAGUACACAGGAAAGAAAGAACUGCUCAAAAGGUGAACCUUCAGAAGCAGCUGGCGAAGAUCCGUAACGGUGUGAGGACAUUUCAGAGACAUCUAACUGAUGUAAAGCCGACUCCUGAAUUGAUUGAAAGACUCAAAGAAAUAAUGUCAGAGGUGGAAGUGUCAAUAAAUGCUCUAAAGGAGGAGCAGCGUUUACGCUUUGAGGAAUAUUUAAAGGAGGAGUGGACGUGCAGGCAGGAGGUUAUUGCUUAUGAGAAGAAGAUUGAAAACUGGAGUCUUCAUGUUAAAUCAAACCCCAAAUUACCCGCAGCAUCUACGCUCAAGGCCAAGCCCCCCAACAGAGACCUCCCUGCAGAGGUCAAAGCUUUGGAGGAUUUCCUGCAGAAGACAGGCGGUCCUCAUGGAGGCUGGGACCAGUUUGAUCAUCAAACGUUCUUAAAAGUCUGGGUGAAGCACGGUGGGCGCUCAUCGUACGGGAAAGAGGCCAAGCUGUACCUGCCGGGUAAAACACAGGAGGAGAUCCAGCAACACGAGGACUGGCACCAGGAGCUGCUUCACCUGCAGGACAAGAAGAGAGAGGCUAUUCGACGUUGGAAAACCAGUAAAGAUCAAGAACGGCAGACGAGGAUCCAAAGUCAGGAGGAAAUGGAAGAGGCACAAAACAGAGGGAGGAAGGUCAGGAGCCUGGCUGAGCAGCAGCAGACUGAGGAGGAGAGAAUGGAGGUGGCACGGCGCCUGGAGGAGUGGAAGAAAGAGAAGAAAAGAAGAGAGGAAGAAGAAGAAGAGCAGAAAGUGGCUGAGGAGAUUCAGAGGAGGAGACAGGAAAAGGAGGAGCGCCGCCGACAGCUGGAGGUAAAGAUGGCCCUUGAGGAGCAUCUGCGAUUGAGGCGAGAGAAAGAGGAGGAGCAGGAGAGGAGAAAAAGAGAGAAGGAACAGAGAGAAAGGGAGGAGAAGCAAAGGGAGGCAACUAAAGUCAUCAAAAGCUUCAGUGAAAGGGAUCUUCACAAGGUGGAGGCAAAGCUUCACGAGAGACAGCUGAGGGAAAGAGAGGAAGAGGAAAGGCAGAAGAGAAUCACCGCUAAACUAAAGGAGAAGAUAGAUGGUCAGGUAAACCGAGACCCCUCCAGGUUGAUUCGCCCCACUAAGGGAUGGGAAGAAAGGAUGAAACACGUUGGACCUUCAGGGGAAGGACCCAUGCUGCAGAUGUUUCACAGAGCCAUCCCCACUUGGAGACAAGGGCUGUGAUGUCGCCAUAUUGCCGAGUCCUGCAGUUCAGAGUCCAGAGCCUCAAAGGAUUGAAACUUUUAUGUUGUGUCAUUGCGUUUUACAUUAUUACAGCAAUAAAUUUCUAAAUAAGCCUUGAUAUACUGCACUGAGAUUAGGAGCAAAUAGAAAUAAAAGAGCACCACAGCUUAACCAGUUUUUGAACAGUAGGAAAUCUACAAAAGAUUGACAGAGAUGCAAAGGAAAGGUUCUACAAUGAGGCAGACAAAGCUUUCUUGGGGGCUUAUAUCUGCUAACAAUUCAAUGGUAAAAAAAAUAAAUGGUCAAAGUUCAAACCUAAGUCUAAUCAGAAAUCUGUGGCAAGACUUGACAACUGAACUGAUUGCAAGAAAUGCUCACCUUUCAACAUAUUAGUUUUGGUUAAUAAUAAUGGACAAUCCUUUUAAAGUCUCUAGGCGCAAAGUUGGUGGAGAGACACCCCAGACUUUAUUAUUUAGUCAUUUAUGUUAAAGCAUAAUUGGAUUUGUACCAUAAACAAUAAUUUUUCUAUUAACUGAACUGACAUUAACAUUGGUCUGAUGUUGUAUCUUAACAUUAAAUAACAAAAAUAAAGGCUUGGAAACACCA
Molecule: messenger RNA, 2351 nt
Organism: Fundulus heteroclitus (mummichog)
Lineage: Eukaryota; Metazoa; Chordata; Actinopteri; Cyprinodontiformes; Fundulidae
Product: coiled-coil domain-containing protein 112
Exons: 15
Coding region: 267-1745 (492 amino acids)
Source: RefSeq, a predicted model, not a curated record